AUGGCAGCCCCGACGAUCGAAUGCAAAGAGUUUUUUUUGCUUGCAGAAGGACUAUAUACACUUAAAGAAAACAUUUUCUUAGAAAUAAGUGCUCCAAAUCUGGUCAGUGGGACAUUGGUUUCUGUAGUUUCUGUAAAGUAUAAGGAAUAUACAGCACAUCCAAACAUAAAUACUGUAGAAGAUGCGUCAGCGAUCGAUCGUGUGGGCGAAAAUGUUCAAAAUAACCAAGCAACGCCUUCGACUGAAAAUACUUUAGAGGUUGAUUUGGACGAGCCAACAGAAAUAGAGAAAACGCAGCCUAACCAACAGCAGCUACAUGCUGAGGCGGUAGCUCAAAAUGUUGACCUUCCUAAUUCUAAUUUUACAUCACAACAAACACCUUCCUUAUCUAAACCUUCAACGAGUAAUGGAUCGAUUCCAACUUCAAUAGAAGGAAAAAAUGAUGACAUGUUUUCGUUUUUACCUGUAAUAAAACGAAAAAAAACAAAGAACAAUCUUACCAAAACUACUUCAUCUUUUGUGGCAAAAAUCAUUCAGAACGAUAAUCUGACAAAAAUUUUGGCGAACCGGCAAAAUGAAGACAUUUAUUUAUUUUUUAAUUCUGGGCGAACGUUCUGUUGGAUUGAUCUGACAAACAAACCAAAGGAUCCAUUGACCAAGAUUAAUUUUACAAAAGCUCAUCCCAUAUGCCAUGAUGUUAACCAGUUGACUCGUUCUUGUGAACAUUUGGAUGUUGUUAUCGGUUUUUCAUCUGGUGAUAUUAUUUGGUUUGACCCUUUAUGCAAUAAGUAUUAUAGGUUAAACAAACAGGGAAUAAUAAACAAUUCAUCAACAACUAUGGUGAGAUGGGUUCCUGGCUCAGAGAAUUUAUUUAUGGUAUCUUAUCAAGAUGGUUCGGUUGUCAUAUAUGAUAAAGAAAAAGACGAUCAAAGCUUCACCCCGACAGCAACAAAUGAUGAAGACGG
This is a messenger RNA of Cetraspora pellucida, 965 nucleotides long. The record is from the annotation of a GenBank genome assembly. Lineage: Eukaryota; Fungi; Glomeromycota; Glomeromycetes; Diversisporales; Gigasporaceae.